This is a messenger RNA of Rana temporaria (common frog), 1496 nucleotides long. It is a transcript of the gene PIGC, whose product is annotated as phosphatidylinositol glycan anchor biosynthesis class C. The coding region runs from base 312 to 1265 and encodes 317 amino acids. The transcript has 2 exons. Lineage: Eukaryota; Metazoa; Chordata; Amphibia; Anura; Ranidae. Gene Ontology annotation, cellular component: membrane; glycosylphosphatidylinositol-N-acetylglucosaminyltransferase (GPI-GnT) complex. Gene Ontology annotation, biological process: GPI anchor biosynthetic process. The record is from RefSeq and is a predicted model, not a curated record.
GGUGAGCAUUGGUAACAUCAGUUAAAGUGCCACUGAUUUCCCCUAGUAGAUCACAUUUUAAUGUAGUAGCGUUAGGAUUACGUGUAGAGGGGGAUAUCAUCUCGCCCGCAUACCUGCUCUACUUGGCUGUGGUUGAAUGGACACGUCACUAAGAAUCUGAGCUCAUGCUGGGAGUUGGAUUGCAGGUUUCCCGAGAGCUGAUCACUGUGAGCCAAGUCUUGGAGUGGCCGGCGUAAUCUUGGAGCGCUUCCGAUAUGCAAUGACAUUUGGAUUUCCAUUUGGAACCUAGUUGUACACGGAAGUAGGAAGAUAUGAGCCCAGUUCGGCAUAGCUCUAAGUCUGGUGCCUAUACAGAUGUAACAUGGAGACGGAGCUCUUCUUCACCAGAUCCGGUGGAUGGCCACCCUCCUUGGAAGAAGGUCCUCUAUGAAAGACAGCCAUUCCCCGACAAUUACGUUGAUAAAAGUUUCCUGGAAGAGCUAAGGAAGAAUAUCUAUGUCCGACGCUACAGCUACUGGGCUGUGGUGUUUGAAUCUGUGGUUGUAAUCCACCAGCUAUGUAGUGUCUGUUCUUUUUCAGUGAUUUGGUGGUAUAUGGACCAGGACUUGUUGUCCCCUCAGAAGCUAUGUGGGGUUGGGUUGGCCUUCACACUCCUUGGCUAUCUCAUAUUUGAUGCAGUGGACAAAGGAGCUGGGCGGAAGGACAAUGGACGGACUCGCUGGUAUGAUCUGAAGAGUUCCUUGGUGUUUGUAGCUUUCACUUAUGGUUUCUCUCCAGUGCUGAAAACAUUGACCGAGUCCAUCAGCACAGAUACCAUCUAUGCCAUGUCUGUGCUCAUGCUCAUAGGACAUCUCGUCUUCUUCGAUUAUGGAGCCAAUGCAGCAGUGGUCUCUAACACAUUGUCCAUUAAUAUGGCCAUUUUUGCUUCCGUUUGUUUGGCCUCGCGCCUUCCUCGCUCACUGCAUGCAUUUACUAUGGUGACUUUUGCCAUCCAGAUUUUUGCCCUUUGGCCAAGCCUGCAGAGGAAGCUAAGAGCUUACACUCCGCGGACUUACACGUGCGUCACAUUUCUCUUUGCUGUGUUUUCUGUGACAGGGCUGCUAAGUAUAUCUAGUGUUGGAGCCCUGCUUUUCUUCUCGCUGCUUGGAUCUGUGACAUUCCUGUGCCCCUACAUCCUCAUCCGACUACAGCUGUUCAAAGAUAACAUCCACGGGCCUUGGGAUGAGGCAGAAAUCAAGGAAGACCUUUCCCGCUUUCUUGACUAAAACGUUUUAACAUGCAACUUUUAUUGUAUUUUAAUGUUAAAUUAUGUUUUAAAGUAACAAAUGAGAAUGUAUCUUAUCAGAAGAGUAAUAAAAUCAUAUUGGUCUUUUUUUACCUACUGCUGGCUUUCAAUACAUAAAUAUUGCCACUAGAGGGAACCAUUUCCUCACUUCAUUCUGUAUUUUAUUCACAAUGAAAAAGGUAAAUAAAAGUGGCUGUGUUGUCAAUUUAAA